UUUUUUUACAUUUUCAUGAAGAUUACAACUUACACACAUAAAGACGACAACAACAAGUGGCUAAUAAAACCAUAUAACAAAGAAGCCUUCGACAGUACUCAAAUAGUGAAACAUGGAGACCUAAUUCGUUUGGAACAUGUGCCUACUCAUCGAAAUCUUCAUUCUCAUAAUGAGCCAGCGCCGAUGACUAAAAAACAUUUACAAGUAACUGGUUACGGUGAACAAGGUAUUGGAGAUGCUAAUGACAUUUGGAAACUGGUAAUUGUUGGGGGUAAAAGUAAUGAUACUGUAAAAACUGUAACAACAAAGUUUAAAUUGAUCCACUAUUUACAAAGCUGUAGUUUGACAUCAAGUGGAAAACAACUGCCCAAAUGGGGUUUCGAACAACAAGAAGUUUCAUGUAAUCUAAAUAUUCGAGAUAAAAAUUCCAAUUGGAAUAUUGAAGACAACAAACAUAAGAACUGUAAGUUAAACAUUUUUAUAAUAACAUUUGCCCCUAUUUCACAAUGUCUGUUUAUUUUUUAA
Molecule: messenger RNA, 525 nt
Organism: Lucilia cuprina (Australian sheep blowfly)
Lineage: Eukaryota; Metazoa; Arthropoda; Insecta; Diptera; Calliphoridae
Product: protein O-mannosyl-transferase 2
Exons: 2
Coding region: 16-525 (169 amino acids)
Biological process (GO): protein O-linked glycosylation via mannose
Cellular component (GO): endoplasmic reticulum
Molecular function (GO): dolichyl-phosphate-mannose-protein mannosyltransferase activity
Source: RefSeq, a predicted model, not a curated record